Molecule: messenger RNA, 1137 nt
Organism: Acytostelium subglobosum LB1
Lineage: Eukaryota; Evosea; Eumycetozoa; Acytosteliales; Acytosteliaceae
Exons: 2
Biological process (GO): protein ufmylation
Cellular component (GO): cytoplasm; cytosol
Molecular function (GO): UFM1 activating enzyme activity
Source: RefSeq, a predicted model, not a curated record
AUACAUUCAUUAACAAUGACAUCUACUGAACCAAAGCAACACUACAGAGCAAAGAUUGAGAAGCUCAGCGCAGAGGUGGUCGACUCCAAUCCAUACAGCAGACUGAUGGCCCUCAAGAAGAUGGGUAUCGUCAACAACUAUGAGGACAUUAGGAGUAUGAGUGUAGUGAUUGUUGGACUUGGAGGAAUUGGAAGUGUGGCAGCAGAGAUGCUUACAAGAUGUGGCAUUGGCAAGCUGCUGUUGUUUGACUAUGAUACUGUCGAGAUUGCCAAUAUGAACAGACUGUUCUUUAGACCAGAGCAAGCUGGUAUGACCAAGACAAAGGCCGCACAAGAGACACUGCAGUCGAUCAAUCCAGACGUCGAGUUUGAGACAUACAACUACAACAUCACCACACUGGACAACUUCAAUCACUUCCAACAGAGGAUCAAGGAGGGUGGCAUCGUCCCCAACACACCCGUCAGUUUGGUGCUUGGCUGCGUGGACAACUUUGAGGCGAGAGUGGCGAUCAACCAGGCAACCCUCGAGCUGGGCAAACCAUGGAUGGAGUCGGGAGUCUCAGAGAAUGCAAUCUCUGGUCACAUCCAGUUCAUCAUUCCAGGUGAGACUGCAUGUUUCCAAUGUGUCCCACCUCUGAUCGUUGCCAGUGGCAUCGAUGAGAGAACAUUGAAGCGCGAGGGAGUGUGCGCUGCCUCCCUGCCAACAACCAUGGGCAUCGUUGCAGGCAUGCUCGUCCAGAACUCCCUCAAGUACCUGCUCAAGUUUGGUGAGGCCUCCAACCUUCUGGGCUACAACGCCUUGCAGGACUACUUCCCAAAGGACACCAUGCGUCCAAACCCAGAAUGUGUCAACAACUACUGUAUCAAGCAUCAAGAGGCUUAUAAGGAGUACCUCAAGAACAAGCCAGCUGAGGAGGUCAAGCCAGUCGAGGAGGUCAAGAAGCCAUCAACUGAGAAUGAGUGGGGAAUAGAGCUGAUCGAGGAAGAUGCACCACCAGCAACAACCUCUUCCACAUCCACUGCUACACAACAACAACAGCCAAACAAAGGACUAGAGUUUGCCUAUGAUGUUACACCAACUGUUAAAGUAUGUACAACUACAACUCGAGAGAUUGGAAAUGUUUAUUGUUGUCGCGUC